This is a messenger RNA of Papaver somniferum (opium poppy), 435 nucleotides long. RefSeq lists its product as uncharacterized. The record is from RefSeq and is a predicted model, not a curated record. The coding region runs from base 1 to 435 and encodes 144 amino acids. NCBI's taxonomy places the organism in Eukaryota, Viridiplantae, Streptophyta, Magnoliopsida, Ranunculales, Papaveraceae. The transcript has a single exon.
AUGUCUAGAGGAACUGAUGGUCUAUUUUUAUCUCAACGAAAAUACACAUUGGAUAUUUUGUCUGAGACUGGACUUCUUGGAGCCAAACUAGCUACUUCACCAAUCGAUCAACAUCAUCGUUUAGCUCUUGAUUCAUCCCAGUAUCGUCAGCAUAUUGGACGCUUAAUUUAUUUGACCAUCACGCGUCCUGAAUUGUGUUACUCGGUGCCUGUAUUGGAUCAAUUUAUGCAGUCUCCUAGGGUGUCUCAUUGGGAAGCUGCUCUCCGAGUUCUUCGUUAUCUAAGGGGUCAUCCUGGCCAAGGGAUUGUUUUAUGCAAGGAUAGUGCUCUUCAACUUAUUUCUUAUUGUGAUUCUGAUUGGGCCUCCUGCCCUCUUAGCCUUCGUUCGCUUACUGGUUACUUUAUUGUAGAGCCCCCUAAGCUAGCUGCCGAGUAA